AUGGAGAAAACACGAGUUGCUAAGGUUGACAAUGUGACCUUGACUCGCCGCGGUGAGCAGGUUGAUGGUACCCUCCAUCUCACCCCUCACCACCUCAUCUUUUCGCAUACCCCCACGAUCUCCCCCGAAGAUCAAAUCAAGGGCGUGACAGCAAGACCAAGAGAGCUUUGGAUCACAUACCCCAUCAUCGCAUUUUGCACGUUACGACCGGCCCCCGCGGCCUCCCGCCAGCUCUCCUCCAUCCGCCUCCGAUGCCGAGACUUCACAUUUGUCUGUUUCUACUUUGUGAAUGAGUACAAAGCCCGAGAAGUAUUUGAAAGCAUCAAGCAGUGGACAUGCAAAUCGAGCCGUAUCGACAAGCUAUACGCCUUCAGUUAUCAGCCUCCCCCACCAGAGAAGGAGUUCAACGGAUGGGAUCUGUAUGAUGCGCGCAAGGAAUGGGCGCGCCAGGGUGUGGUUGACAACGGGCAAUGGCGUUUGUCAGAGAUAAAUGCAAACUACGAGUUCUCUCCCACCUAUCCCGCUAUUAUACCCGUUCCUUCGUGCAUCUCCGACAAUACACUUAAUUACGCGGGACGGUAUCGAUCUCGUGCAAGAAUCCCUACACUGUCAUACUUGCACCCAGUCAACAAUUGCACCAUUACCAGAAGUUCGCAGCCGCUGGUCGGUGUUCGCCAGAACCGGAGCAUUCAAGACGAGAAGCUUAUGUCCGCCAUAUUCUUAACAUCUCGUUCCGAACGUCCGCUGGCUGCUUUCUCGCAGUCUCCAGAGAAAGAAGGAGGUUCCAGCCACGGAAGUCCUGAAACAAGUCAGGUGAUGGUUCCGGAGUUGAACGCCGAGGAAUUGGAAGAUGACCUGGUGGCUGCUGCCGGUGGUGACUUGGAGGAGAAUCGGUCGAUAUAUGGCGCUCAGCAAUCAAAUUUGAUUGUAGAUGCGCGGCCUACGGUUAAUGCAUUUGCGAUGCAAGCGGUUGGACUUGGUUCUGAGAACAUGGACAACUACAAGUUCGCCACCAAGGCAUAUCUUGGGAUUGACAACAUUCACGUCAUGCGGGACUCGUUGAACAAAGUUAUUGAUGCUCUCAAAGAGUCAGAUGUGACUCCGCUCGGGCCCAGUCGUGAUCAACUCGCGCGUAGCGGCUGGCUGAAGCACAUUGGUGGGAUUUUGGAGGGCGCCAGGUUAAUCACUCGUCAAGUUGGCCUUACUCACUCCCAUGUUCUGAUCCAUUGUUCUGAUGGCUGGGACCGUACCAGUCAGCUCAGUGCGCUCAGUCAAAUCUGCUUGGACCCAUACUUCCGGACACUGGAAGGUUUCAUGGUUCUCGUGGAGAAGGACUGGCUCUCGUUUGGACACAUGUUCCGCCAUCGAUCUGGCCAUUUGAACAGCGAGAAGUGGUUCCAAAUUGAGAACGAGCGCAUCGGUGGAGACCCCAACCGCAGCUUUGGUGAUGGUGGGGGUGCAGGAAAAGCCAUUGAAAAUGCGUUCCUCAGUGCCAAGGGCUUCUUCAACAGAGACAACAACAGCAAGGACUCCUUGCCCGAUUCCGAUGGAGAGCUUCAAAACUAUGAUUCUGACACGCCAAAGAAACCCGCUGCACCACGCUCAGGUCCCGAAAAAGAAAUAACGAAACCGAAGGAGACGAGUCCUGUGUUUCAUCAGUUCCUAGACGCAACCUACCAGUUGCUUCACCAAUACCCAUCUCGAUUUGAGUUCAAUGAGCGCUUCCUGCGACGCCUUCUCUAUCAUUUGUACUCGUGCCAAUUUGGCACCUUCUUGUUCAACAGCGAAAAAGAGCGCGUGGAUUGCAAGGCUCGGGAUCGCACUCGUAGUGUUUGGGACUAUUUCCUUGCUCGCCGAGAACAAUUUACCAAUCCUCUAUACGAUCCUAUCAUUGAUGACCACCAAAGGGGCAAGGAGCGACUCAUCUUCCCUCGGGUGAGUGAAACUCGUUGGUGGAAUGAGGUGUUCGGUCGGACAGACGCUGAAAUGAAUGGGGUCAUGAACGGACCUCGCUCUCCUGCGACACCCCCUUCCAAUGAUGAUUCCACGGAAGGAAGCUCGAUGGUAACAGGAAUAGAGACUGCAGAUCAGUCCAGCGAUGGCGCUGGCAAAUUCACGCCAAACGUUGCGUCUGCGGGUAUGGCAGCCGUAACAUCGGGGGUGUCCAAACUUGCAUUCCCACCAGAACGCGACACGAACAAAUCGAAAGAGCUGGAGGUUGAGAUGCAAUAA
Messenger RNA from Penicillium brevicompactum, 2232 nucleotides. RefSeq names its product phosphatidylinositol-3-phosphatase YMR1. Bases 1 to 2232 code for a protein of 743 amino acids. The record is from RefSeq and is a predicted model, not a curated record. Gene Ontology annotation, molecular function: phosphatase activity. The transcript has 3 exons. Lineage: Eukaryota; Fungi; Ascomycota; Eurotiomycetes; Eurotiales; Aspergillaceae. Gene Ontology annotation, biological process: dephosphorylation.